AUGAAACUAUUGGCAAUAUUUGUUUUACAUAAGGAUGUUGAUAAAAAAGUGAAAAUACUUCAGGAAGAGUUUAAUCUUGAAAGUUUUGGUUAUUUUCAACGUCUUAGUGUACAACAAUUAUUUGGUUUCUCGGCACGAACAGUUACAGAACGUACAGCCUUAGGUACAAAGCAGUCAGUUGAAGCUGACCAAACUGCUAAAGGUUUCAUUCAUAUUUAUGUUCGUCCAGAUGGUUUAGCAUCAGUUAUUAUUGCUGAUAGUGAAUAUCCACAACGAGUGGCACAUACCCUUCUUAGUAAGGUGAAUACUCAUUUAUAUAAAUAUUGGGUGUAUCAGGAGUUUUGCGACAUUUAGUAUCUAUCGAAUAUCUCAGCCGAGAUCAAUCGUAUGAUCUUGAUUCUUUUGUUAAAAGACGCAUUGUGAAAAGCUCUACAAAAAAUUGUAAGAGCAGAUCCCCAUUAAGUUUUUCUGAUGGUGUCGGCUACAUUCAAAAUGAAUAGAUCAGAUGAUGGUCCUAUGUCCUACGGUAUUAAGUAUUUGGAAGAUAGUUUUAUUUCGCAACAGGAACUUGCUCAUACAGGUUUUGUAGAACUUUCAACGGCACAUCUUUUAAAAAAAAAGAUCAAGACGUUAUCAUUUUCCCAAGUCGAGAUAUUCGUAAAAUAGAAGAAGAAGUCUUCCAAAAAAUUUUGUUAUACUAAUUACGGUGGAACAUAAUAUCGUCAUGUGAUCUGUUCAUUUUGAGUAUCGGAGAUACUAUCUGAGGAAGUCAAUAGGGAUUCGUUCUUACAGUUUUGUAGAGCUUUUCACGACGCAUCUUGUAAAAAGAAGAAUGAAAGAUUAUACGAUUGAUCUCUACUGCAAUAUUUGAAAAAUACUAAAUGUCGCAAAACUCCUGAUACACCCAGUAUAUAUUUUUUU
Rotaria sp. Silwood1 is the source of this 921-nucleotide messenger RNA. NCBI's taxonomy places the organism in Eukaryota, Metazoa, Rotifera, Eurotatoria, Philodinida, Philodinidae. The record is from the annotation of a GenBank genome assembly.